Molecule: messenger RNA, 504 nt
Organism: Ilex paraguariensis (yerba mate)
Lineage: Eukaryota; Viridiplantae; Streptophyta; Magnoliopsida; Aquifoliales; Aquifoliaceae
Source: the annotation of a GenBank genome assembly
AUGAGAACCAAAUCACCCCUGAACUUGUUCUUCUUACUGGCACUAACAAUAACUUCCUCUCUCCUAAUUACGUCGUCGUCGGCUUUUCAAUCCGACGAGCUCCUCAUAGACGACGAAGAGUUCGGGCUCGAAGGGGGCAAAUCCCCUGAUCUCGAUAUCAGCAUACCAACCAGAUCCACUCCUACUCCACAACCGAACCGGAAAAAAUCUUCGGAUUCGGAUUCGGAUUCCAAGGUCCAGUUCCAUCUGGAGCACGCCUUCGGUGACUCCGAUUUCUCUCCUGCCGGAACCUUCACUGCUCGCCUCAAGACUUGGUCUCACGGCGGACAGACACUCACGAAACUUCGGUUCUCAAGGAAUGGUUUUGGUGAAACCGAGAAGGAGCAGUUCAAAAAAUUACUGGAAGGCGAUGAGUUCUAUAGGAUAAAAGUACCGUCCAAUGUAUUGAGUCCUCCCGGGAGGGACUUUAUUAUCUCCUCGGUGAAAGCAGUAAGUGUUCUUUAG